Messenger RNA from Danio aesculapii, 4450 nucleotides. RefSeq names its product teashirt homolog 2. Bases 546 to 3608 code for a protein of 1020 amino acids. The record is from RefSeq and is a predicted model, not a curated record. Lineage: Eukaryota; Metazoa; Chordata; Actinopteri; Cypriniformes; Danionidae. The transcript has 2 exons. Gene Ontology annotation, molecular function: DNA binding; DNA-binding transcription factor activity, RNA polymerase II-specific. Gene Ontology annotation, cellular component: nucleus. Gene Ontology annotation, biological process: regulation of transcription by RNA polymerase II.
CUGUCUCAUGUUUUCUCCGGCCUCUGUCUCUUUAAUAAACUCGUGGUUAUCUAGUGUAACAAAUGUCUCGCUGCCAUCAUCAAGUCCAGAGGAGGAGGAGGAGGAGGAGUUUUUAAUGUUCAGUUUGUUCUAUGGAUCGAUGUUUGCUGCUGGCAUCGCCGUGUGUGUGUGUGUGAGAGUGUGUGUGUGUGAUAUACACUAUUUUUUUCUGCCCUUUUCCUACUACGUUUCAUACGAGACCGGGAGUCUAAGCGAUUGACAGCAUUCGUCCUUUUGGCUUUGGAAACAAAAAAAGAAAAGAAGAAGAAGAAGAAGAGACGGAAAGAAAAGCAAAGCAAAACAAUCCGCCAUAGAUCUAGGACGGAGAGGUACUAUAUUAAAAAGAGACACCUGAUUUUCUGGACAGCGUUUGUGAGAUACUGGAUUGUACGGGACUGAAGUGCUUUAGAGAGUCGCUAUUGCGUGUGUAUGGACUAUAUCAGAGCGCUUAUACUGAAUUUCACCUGGGCUCCGUUUCACUGUACGUGAACUAAAGAGAGUUGAACAUGCCAAGGAGGAAACAGCAGGCACCCAAAAGGGCUGCGGCAUACGAGCCAGAUGACGAGGUCGGUGUCCAAGAGUCGAUCGAAGAGGAGGAGGGCGAAAAUGCAAUGCAGACCGAGGAGGAGAAUUCAGAAAGGCCCACUUCCAAGGACAAAGACGACAAAGACAUAGACAACAAAAGCAGCUACAGCUUCCAGAACUCUCCGGUCAGUGUCCUCUCCAACCAGGAGGUUGAGCUGGAAUCCCGGCUGAGCGAUGGCAGUGACAGACUGUCUGACUUUAAGACCUCACCACCAGGAAGUCAGAAGGACACCGAGACCCAGAGCUCCAAGCUGAAGGAUGACAUGCACAGUAGCCUGGAGAAAAUGAGGGCUGCCUAUGCCAACUUCCUUUCAGACUCCUACUGGUCAAAGAUUGGACUAGAUUUGAAGGUUGCUAACACUGGCAGCAAAGCAAACUGUGACAGCACCAACGGGAGCACCAAGAGCGAGUUUGACUGGCACCAAGACGCACUUUCAAAAACCCUGCAGCAAACACUGUCCCCGAAACCCGUGUCAAAGCCUAAUCUAUUCAGCUCCGUCCACCUGUACAGGCAAAAUAGCAAAGCGUGCGGUGCGGUCUUCACAGGGGCCAGUCGAUUUCGAUGCAAGGACUGCAGUGCAGCAUAUGACACCCUGGUGGAGUUGACGGUGCACAUGAACAAGAGCGGUCACUAUCAGGAUGACAACCAUAACAGGCAAAACAUCGCCUCCACUUCGUCGUCAAAGAACCGAAAGCGGAACCUUCAAGACAUGGAAGGCAAGGAAGACGCGCAAAAAGUGCUCAAGUGCAUGUUCUGCGGCCACUCGUUCGAUUCUCUGCAAGACCUAAGUGUCCACAUGAUCAAAACGAAGCAUUACCAGAAAGUGCCUUUGAAAGAACCUAUUCCAGUAAUCACUCCCAAAUUAAUCCCACCAGCAAAGAAACGUGCAUUUGAAGCCACAAGGCCUUGUUCGCCCGACUCAACCACGGGAGUUUCAGGUUACACCGAUGCCCAAAGGUCGUCCGGCCUUGCCAAUGCUCCCAACAACCGCUACGGCUAUCAGAACGGUGCAAGUUACACAUGGCAGUUUGAGACGUGCAAAUCUCAGAUCCUGAAGUGCAUGGAGUGCGGAAGCUCCCAUGAUACUCUCCAGCAGCUCACCACUCACAUGAUGGUAACCGGGCACUUCAUUAAAGUGACAAACUCAGCCUCCAAAAAAGGCAAACAGCUAGCCCUCGAUCCUCUAGCAAUAGAGAAAAUGCAGACUCUUACUGAACCCACAGUGAACGAACUUGAAGGAGAAAAGGUUUCUCCAAAGAGCACAGCAUCCGGGGAUUCGGAGAGGGCUACCCCGAGAGAUAUGUCACCAGAUAAAGCUGAGAAAGACGGGGACAAGGAUGAUAAACAAGAUGAAGAGGAACGGAAGUCGACUGACGGCAAUUUUAAGUACCCGUACUUGCGGGAGGAAGACCUUGAGCAGCAGGGGUCCUCCGGAGGGGGGGACAUUCUCAAGUCUUUAGCAAAUACGGUGGCUUCAGCAAUCAAUAAAGCUCAAACAGGGACCCCCAGCUGGAGCGCUUACCCCAGCAUUCAUGCAGCGUACCAGCUAUCAGGGGUGAUCAAGACCGCCUCCUUUUCUCCUUCUCCUCCCAUCCAGCUCAAGCAGAGUCUUAACCAUAAGCACAGACCCAUCGCUCCCAAGGGGAAGUUCUAUCAGGCACUUCGGGGACUUGAAAGUUUCCAGGGACAUCACAAUUCGGACAUCAAAAAGGAAAGGGGUGGUGCAUCUGACGGCAAAGAGAGCCAGAGCAGUAGGUUUGAUCUGGUGGAGAACGAUGACAGUGAUUGUCAAGAUGAUUCCUCCUCCUCUUCAAAGCUGGAUGCAGACUGUGUAAGUGAAGAGAAUGACACAAUCAAAGGGAAGUUGAGCCCGGCUUUCUCUGACAGAGGGAACCCGUCACCUAGCCCCCCUGCCAGCAAUGGGCACAGCACUUCUUCAGAGCUUGUCAACGAUUCCCAGGAAGUCCUUAGCAUAAACCCUCUAAGCGCACUUCAGUCUGUCUUAAACAAUCAUUUGGGUAAAGCAAACAAGCCCAGGCCCGAAAGCAUCCUCUCCCAUCGCACACAAUCCAUCUUUUCAGAACUGAGUAGAGGUUUAGAGAAACCGCUCUCAGCAUCUGCUGCCAUCAGAGCCAGCAACAGCUUCAUGUUCACAAAUGACGACCAGCCAAUAGACUUGACGAAACACAAACACAACAAACCAAACUCUUCCCUCUUAUUGCAGUCCUCCACUCCAAUGCACCAGAAACAUGCACUCUCUGACAUUGCUGACAUGGUUAAGGUUCUUCCAAAAGCCACAACUCCAAAACCUCCGAUGCCAGCCAGAAUGCCGGUCAUGAAGCUGGAGACUGACGUGCGCCGAUUUGAAGAUGUGUCCAGCGAGAUGUACUCAGUCCAUAAGCGUAAAGGUCGACAGUCCAACUGGAACCCGCAACAUCUGCUCAUCCUCCAAGCCCAAUUUGCUUCCAGCCUUUUCCAGACUUCCGAGGGCAAGUAUCUGCUCUCAGACCUAGGCCCUCAGGAGAGGAUGCACAUCUCUAAGUUCACCGGGCUUUCCAUGACCACCAUCAGCCACUGGCUGGCCAACGUCAAGUACCAGCUUAGGAAAACUGGAGGAACCAAGUUUUUGAAGAACAUGGACACUGGCCAUCCGGUCUUCUACUGCAAUGACUGUGCAUCACAGUUCAGAACCCCGUCUGCGUUUAUAUCCCACCUCGAGAACCACCUGGGUUUCCAAAUCAAGGACAUGAACAAACUACCUAUAGAACACCCGACUAAAAUAACAGAGCCCGAACUUUCAAAGGUGCUCACCAUCCGGGCCACGGAUUCACAGAUCACGGAAGAGGAAUCUGACUCAAAGUUCAAAUGCAAGCUCUGCAGUCGGACAUUUGCCAGCAAUCACGCGGUCAAACUUCACUUGAGUAAAACGCACAGUAAAUCCCCUGAGAAUCAUUCACAGUUUGUGGAAAUGGACAAAGAGUAGCUUUGUUGAUUUGUACUACUUGUAGUUAUCUCGUUGGUAAAUAACUGUAAUUGCUCUGCUUUUAUAAAACACGGGUCAAAUUGUCUACUUUUUCUUUUCCUUUUUUUUUUCUUCUCUCCUCCAUGUUUCAAGUAGCAUUACGUAGAAUGGUUCGACUUCAAAAAUCGACAUUUCAUCAUCAUCAACGUCAUAUUGAGGACUAAAUGGACACACUGGCUGGGUUAGAAUGAAGUGUACUGUUAGAAAAAGAAAUAAUCAUAAAAAGAUUAAGAAUACAUUGACGUUAAGUCUUUGCACCCUGUUCAAAUGCACCACCAGUAAUGAAAUGUAUUACUGCUUGAGACAUAAAUGCUGAUGUUUGCAUGCAAUAGCUCUGGCUAUGACUACUAUUUAUUUGUAUGAUAUGGCAAGUUUUAACUGUAUUACGUUUAACAACAAAUUGAUCAAUGCAUUAACUGUAAUUUGCAGAUCUGAUCAUGCACUUGUGAGAACACACAGGUGCUCAGACAGCUAGCCAGACACACAUUAAAAACAUUUACUGAAAUGUACAGUAUAUUUGCUCUGUAAAAUGUUUGUGUCGCAACGAUAGAACAGAAAAGCACUUUAAUAAAAGUUUAAUCACGUUUAGGCGCAGAUUCAGUGUGUGGGCUUACAGAUUUGGACAGGUUUGACACGCGGAAGUCUCACAUUAAUGUAUAUUUAGCAUUGCAGAAGAAAAAAAGUGUCUCACUGGAAAAAUGCUGAGUGAGACAAAAGAACACUGCACCUUUUAUACCAAUACAAAUAAAACAUUAACAUUUUCUAACUGUCUACAAGUCGUCACUUCACAUCUAUUGGUAUUU